CCCAAGCUGCGCAUAUACGAUUUGGCUUUGUAGCUGCAAUGCAGCAUGGCAAGCGAAGUUUCGGUGCCAAAUUGCGGCGCUGUUUUGUGGUCCUAGCGAGUCUCUUCGUUGCGACUUGUGCAGGUUGCGUCGUGGCCCCACAUUUUACUGCGAGCCCCACUGGGCCUUUGUGCCGAGAUGUGGCUCAGCAGGCCAGUGGCGUCAAAAGAGUGCGGAAGGUGGUGAAACCAAAGGCAAAAGUUAAGAAGUUGGGAAAAUCGAGACAAGGAUCCUCAGAGGAUAGCGUCUGGGAUUACAUCCGAGAGAAGGACAAAGCUGCUUUGGAGGAAGGGGCUUUCAUGGAGACUUUCGCGGGCAAGGCUGUCGAAACCACGGUGUAUGUCCUUUGCUUCUUGAUCAUUCUGUGGGAGAUUUACUUGAAUACGAUAUAUCCACGUGCAGCUCCAACAUACAAUCCUAUGGACAAUGUUGCCGUGAUGGAGGGAAACGAGGUUGCUUACUGAUGGGCAGGUGAUCACGUGCUGCAGCUGUAAUUCUGAUAGAUCAGCCAAAGUGGGCUGCCGGUUCUCGGAACUGUCACAAACUGCUUCGCAUUUUCUGGCACAGAGGUGCCACUUUGCCAGCGCGGCAGAAAA
This is a messenger RNA of Cladocopium goreaui, 635 nucleotides long. The record is from the annotation of a GenBank genome assembly. NCBI's taxonomy places the organism in Eukaryota, Dinophyceae, Suessiales, Symbiodiniaceae.